Messenger RNA from Manis javanica (Malayan pangolin), 2476 nucleotides. NCBI's taxonomy places the organism in Eukaryota, Metazoa, Chordata, Mammalia, Pholidota, Manidae. The record is from RefSeq and is a predicted model, not a curated record.
AUGGUCUCCAAGCUUCCCCCACCGGUCUAUACUGAGGAUUGUCCUGGCGCUGUGGAGCGCUUUGUGGUCGUCAGCAUCCUACGAAUUUAUGUCGAUGCUGCUAACUCCCUGGGCCAGACUGCGCUUUUCGUUGCGGCACUAUUAGGCCUUAGAAAGUUAGUUGAUGUUCUGGUGGAUUAUGGAUCAGAUCCAAAUCACCGCUGCUUUGAUGGGAGCACCCCUGUCCAUGCAGCAGCCUUUUCAGGCAAUCAGUGGAUCCUCAGCAAACUGCUGGAUGCAGGGGGUGACCUUUGGCUCCUUGACAAGAAGGGUUGAAACCCACAGACCUGGGCCCUGAGAGCAGGAAGGAGCUCAGCACUGCGCAUCUCUGGUGUGUUGCAGAUGGUGGAGUUCAUGUAGCGCUGCACCUCCCACAUGCAGGCCAUCAUCCAGGGUUUCUCCUGUGACCUCCUGAAGAAGAUUGACUCCCCUUGGCAGCUCAUCUGCAGCCUGCCCCGGUUUGGGGGCCUUGUGCAGGGACAAUCUAAUCGCUCUCCUAACUGACUGCUUAAAGUUGGGGUCAUCUCUGCCCAAAAUAUCCACAGCUUUGGCUUUGAGAAAUUUAUCUCAGGGGGUACACAGCUGGCCUAUCUAGAAUGUCUUUCAAUAAUUGGAGAGAGGGAAGUGAUUCAAGCUGAUGGUGAGCCUACCUUCUCUUUCUUCAGUGGCCCUUACACAGUCAUGACCAACCUGGUGUGGAACAGGAACAGGGUCACAGUGAAGGAGCUAAACCUUCCCACCCACCCGCACUGCCACAGGCUACGGCUCACUGACUUACUAAUUGCUGAGCUGGAGCACAGCAGCAAGCUGCGGCACCCCCACCUGCUGCAGCUGAUGGCUGUGUGCCUGUCUCAGGAGCUGGAGAAGACCCACCUGGUAUAUGAGCGUGUAGCCGUCGGCACACUGUUUGGUGUCCUCCAUGAACAGAAGUCCCAGUUCCCCGUGCUGCACAUGGAGGUGAUAGUGAACCUGCUGCUCCAGAUCGCUGAUGCCCUGAGGUACCUGCAUUCCCGGGGCUUUAUCCACCUCUCCCUCAGCUCCUAUGCCAUCCACGUCGUCUCCACAUGGGAAGCCAGGCUGACCAACCUGGAGUACGUGAUGGGAAGGCCAGACCCUGGGCUGGACUGUGUCAACUGGGCGGCCCCAGAGGUGAUCUUACAAAAGGCAGCCACAGUGAAAUAUGUCUACAGCUUUUCAAUGAUCAUACAGGAAAUUCUAACUUACAACAUACCCUGGAAUGGCUGCUCAGUUAUCAAAGAAGCCAUUGUUUUGGAAAAUUAUUUAGAAGCUGACAUCAGGCUUCCAAAACCUUAUUAUGAUAUUAAGUCAGGCAUCCAGGUCAAGCAGAAAGCAACUAUGAACCUUCUUCAAGACAUCCACUAUAUUCUGAAGAAUGACUUAAAGCUGUCACCUCUUUGUGGCCCUCGAAAACAGAGCAUAGGUGGACACUUUCAGCCCACUGAGGGAGCCAAGGACACUUUGGAAAGAAGUAGGAACCAGAACACCAGCAGCCAGGGAAGGCCUGGAGAGUGCAGCAUCCAAGCCCAAGUUACACAGCUAAAUAGUGGCCUCUUCACUGUGUCGGGCCCCCCGCAGGGACCUUUAGUGUCACUCAGCCCUGGCCAGGGCCCCACCAGGAUCAGUGUGGAAUCUGUAUCUUCUGAAAACUGUAAUACAAAGUCAAGAAAUAAUGAAGAUGAUGGAGAGGUACACUUAAAAUGGAAGACGGAGGUGAAAGAAAUGGCAGAGAAAGCAGCCACUGGGCAGCUGGCAGUACCUCCUUGGCAUCCUCGCAGUAGUGUGACUUUAGAGGCUGAGGCUGAUUCCCUGCUGCAACUGCCCAUUAGGGACCCUGACAAUGUGGAUUGGCAGCGAGCUGUAGAGUAUCCCAGGAAAAAUGAUGAGCCAGGAGGAGAUGGCAAGUGUGACAAAAUGGGCAACAGUGACUGUGACGGUGACCAGCAUGGCAGACAGCCUGGGCCGUGAAGCUUCAGUAGUAAGUUCUCUUGGAAGAAUCAGGGUAGGUUAGCUCUAUCAAGUUAAUGAGAACUCAACAAAAAAUAAACCUGGAAUGUCUCCUUUACUCAGUCUUCUCUCCUCUCCCAUCUGUCUGGAAAUACUGAAUUCCAGGGAAAAACAGCUUAUCGCAGGUAAGGAAAUCCAGAGAAUUCAUGAGUUUUUCUGUUACUGAGUAGACCCAUAUGCUCAAAGGAAGUGAAAUAAUCUCCAUGCAUUGACCCUGGUCCUGGGUCUAACCUGGCAAGGAAUAGAACUCUCCCUCCUUGAGGGUAGUGGUGGAUGCCACUCCUUAUUGCCCAUUUCUUUGUGAAAUUUUAAGCCAAAAAAAACUCCACAUGCUCCCAGAAGAACCUAGAGGUGAGUGAUGUUGACUGUCAUCAUUUUAUAGAUUUGAAGAUUAAAACUGAAGGCUGUAGCA